AUGGACUUAAUAAAAGAAAUAAAUGAAAAAUAUUUAGCUCUGGAAGCUGAAGUUGACAAUAAAUUAGAAAAGAUCAAACGUGAUGAAAUAAAAUUUGAAAAAUGCAAUGCAGUAGCAAUGGAAAAAUCACAAAAAAAUCAAACAGACAAAAUGCUAACUUUCGAAGAGGCCAUGACAAGGAAUGCAAAUUUAUUAAAGUCCUUGGAAAUGACUAAAGCACGUUUACGUUCGCGCUCCACAUUUUCACCUGUUGAGCAAAUUUUGGAAAAUGCAUUGAAAAACUAUAAAAUGGAUUUGGAAUUGUCACAAAGUGAGGGAAACGGCAGACGCCAUCAUCACACUGCAACUGAAAAUAUUUAUGACACAGUGCCUUAA
Messenger RNA from Calliphora vicina (urban bluebottle blowfly), 375 nucleotides. RefSeq lists its product as uncharacterized. The transcript is spliced from 3 exons. The record is from RefSeq and is a predicted model, not a curated record. NCBI's taxonomy places the organism in Eukaryota, Metazoa, Arthropoda, Insecta, Diptera, Calliphoridae. Bases 1 to 375 code for a protein of 124 amino acids.